CUGCCAUUACGAAAAAAUACUAAUAGUUUUCACUCCGAUCAGUGACUUAUUUAUGAAAAAGUCAUAUAAAUAUCCAUCCCCUUAUCAAAUCAAAUCUAUUUCUCUUCACCGUGUGUGUCCAACUCAGUAGUCAACACUAGGCACUCUCUAUUCCCAUUCAUUGCAGAAGAAGAUGGAGGCUCACCCCUACGUCCCACGCGAUUUGCACUUACCCGGCUACGCUCCCUGCUUCCUUUCCAUGUCCAACAUUCUUUCCGUCUUCGCCUCCUCCUCAUUGCUCAUCGUCACUCUCGUCUGGAUCUUCUCUGGACGCUUUAAGAAAACCAAAGUUGAUAGAGUGCUGAUGUGCUGGUGGGCCUUCACAGGUCUCACACACAUUAUUCUUGAGGGUUAUUUUGUUUUCUCUCCUGAGUUUUUCAAGGAUAAAACUGGCUUCUACCUGGCUGAAGUUUGGAAGGAAUAUAGCAAAGGGGAUUCAAGGUAUGCAGGAAGGGAUGCAGGGGUAGUUACUGUUGAAGGAAUAACAGCGGUUUUGGAGGGUCCAGCUAGCCUUCUAGCAGUAUACGCUAUAGCUACUGGGAAGUCAUAUAGCUACAUACUUCAGUUUGCCAUUUCUUUGGGCCAGCUAUACGGAACUGCUGUUUAUUAUAUAACAGCAAUCUUGGAAGGUGAUAAUUUUUCUACAAACUCGUUUUACUAUUAUGCAUACUACAUUGGAGCAAAUGCCUCCUGGAUUGUAAUACCCUUGAUCAUUGCCAUCCGCUGCUGGAGGAAGAUCUGUGCAGCAUUUCGAGUUCAAGGUGGCCAGACAAAAAAGCCUAAAGUUCGUUGAAGGAAACAUUUUCAGGUUAUUGGUCUUAGAGAUCCUGAGCUAAUAAUGAUGUUUUGGGGUAGUUGAGAUAGGAGAGAUUGUUGUAAGAAUUGUGACAUUGAUUCUCUUAAACUGCAUAUCUCAGGGAGAAAAAAAAAUCCCAGUGUCAUUUGAGAAGGUGAUGUUUUUAAUUUUAAGUUUUGAAUAAGUAUUUUCCUAUCAUUGAUUUGAAAUUGAAUAUUGAAUGUUAGCUGGCAGAUGCUAGAAUAUAGACACCAGCGCUUUUGCUCUUUGUAGCUACACUUGUUUUCCUUAAUUUUCAUUUGGAAAGAAAAAAUAAAUGACCUCAGUGUUGUGUUUUA
This is a messenger RNA of Glycine soja, 1173 nucleotides long. RefSeq names its product probable 3-beta-hydroxysteroid-Delta(8),Delta(7)-isomerase. Gene Ontology annotation, molecular function: steroid Delta-isomerase activity; cholestenol delta-isomerase activity; C-8 sterol isomerase activity. Gene Ontology annotation, biological process: sterol biosynthetic process. Gene Ontology annotation, cellular component: membrane; endoplasmic reticulum. Bases 173 to 832 code for a protein of 219 amino acids. The record is from RefSeq and is a predicted model, not a curated record. The transcript has 4 exons. NCBI's taxonomy places the organism in Eukaryota, Viridiplantae, Streptophyta, Magnoliopsida, Fabales, Fabaceae.